Messenger RNA from Ceutorhynchus assimilis (cabbage seed weevil), 1825 nucleotides. NCBI's taxonomy places the organism in Eukaryota, Metazoa, Arthropoda, Insecta, Coleoptera, Curculionidae. The record is from the annotation of a GenBank genome assembly.
CUGACACUGACGUGUGCUUUUCGCCAAACUUUGUUUACUAUUCAUUUGGGGGGUGAAAUAGAGAAAAAUUAACAGGGAAGAUUUACCAAAAAAGAAUCAAAUAGAAAUGAGCGCCCCCCAGCAGCAACAACAACAAAUUCAAGCUAAAAGUAGAGAAGAUAAUAAUAUAUCGACACGCUAUGCCAUUUUAUCAGUAUUUUUCAUAUUCAUCGCCUCACUGGGCGCCCUACUUAUUGUUUACGGAUCAUUCCCCCACGUGACAGAAGAAGAAAGCCAUUAUAUCAAAAUGCCUUGGAAUAUAGAAGAAGCGAAACAAUUAGGAAUCGUACUGAAUCGUUACAAAGCCAACCAUUACUAUCACGUAAUGGCGGCAGUAUUUUUGUCGUACAUUUUUCUACAAACAUUUGCAAUUCCAGGCUCACUAUUUCUGUCAAUCCUCUCAGGAUACUUGUUCCCAUUCACGGUGGCCUUGAUUUUAGUUUGCACGUGUUCCAUGCUGGGGGCGACACUGUGCUUCAUGCUGUCGCAAAUUUUAGGUCGCAGACUGGUUUUGAAAUAUUUUCCUGAGAAGGCGUCGCAAUGGAAACAAAAAGUCGACCAGCACAAGGACAACUUGUUCAACUACAUGGUGUUUUUGAGAAUUACGCCGCUGUUGCCGAAUUGGUUUAUUAAUCUGACGGCACCUGUCAUUGGCGUACCGCUAGUGCCAUUCGCUGUCGGGACUUUUAUAGGUGUGGCGCCACCGUCGUUUUUUGCCAUCCAAGGCGGCCAAACGCUACACUUGAUGACAGUAGAAGAUUCGGCAUGGAAAAGUGGCUCCCUCUUGUGGUUGACGGUUUUUGCCGUAAUAUCGCUGUUGCCAAUUUUACUAAAAAAACGACUGUAAAUAAAAAGAAAAAGUUCCUGUUGUUGCAAAAAUAUAUAUGUUUUAUUCAAUUUGUGUCAAAAUAUAAAAAUAAUCUAAAUCUAACGAGAUAAACAAAAAUUUUAAAGUAUAGGUAUCACCCUGGUAGUAGCUUGGAGCCAAACAAUUUUACAGUGUUGUCGAUAUUAUUUACUUUUCAGGCAAAAUCGACGUUUAAGGUUGAAGCAACUACAUAAUCCUAAAAUCUACAUAACAAUAAAAUCGAAUUUUAGUCCUCUUGUUCAAAAUCCUUUAACAAAUUUCUUCUACACUUGACAGUGCCCUCAUAGAUAAUCAAAUAAAAAGUACUAUCUUUGAUGUCAUUAUUAUUAACUUCGUAGCCCAAGUGCACUUUGCAUUGCCGCCUCCAUUUGGUUUCAGGUUGCAACUUUUUCAAACUUCUCCUGUGAAACUCAAUUUCACCUUCGCUAGUCAAAUAUUUGACUCUCUGGUUAUCAGAAAAUUCGUUUUCAUUUUCCAAAACAUCAAUAUUGUCAUUAGCGUCUAAUUCCUUGAUAAGUUUGGGGCGUUUUUCUUCAAACUUUGGCUGAGAAAUCAUUGGCCGUUUUCUACUGGUUGAAGCCACUUGGAUGGGUUUUUCAGGUGUUUGCAUUAAGGUAGGCCGAGGAGGGCUCAGCAAGGCCAUUCGUCUUGUGGUGGGUCUCGAACUUUCCAGCACGACUUUGUGCGUGUCUCGGAAGCCGAUUUUAUCAGUCGACUGACAUUUGUUCAAAUGGUGUUUCAAGGGGUUGACUUGGAGUUUGAUGAAGUUGGCAACAUUUGCUUGGCCUUUGACAGUUUGUCCGAACCAGUCCAAUGUGACAUCAUUGGACAGGUAAUAUUUUAGGUAGUUUCUGGAGUUGUCUAUUAGAUCUGUCCAGAAAUCACAGACUGUUUGAGGUAGUGGGUCCAUGUUGACAA